CACGUCUGAAGAGGCGCUGUUCCACGGCUACUCGUAAGCCAACCACAGUGUCUGUAGUCACAGGCGUGCAAACGGAAGAAAAAUGGCGGCGAGGAACGGGAGCACUGGUUUGCUAGACAAAUGGAGAAUUGAUGAAAAGCCUGUCAAGAUAGAUAAAUGGGAUGGAGCUGCUGUGAAGAAUUCACUUGAUGAUGCUGCUAAAAAGGUACUUUUGGACAAAUAUGGUUACAUAGAGAACUUCAACCUUAUAGACGGACGGCUCGCCAUUUGCACAGUGUCCUGUCUCUUUGCUAUCGUAGCACUAGUGUGUGACUACCUUCACCCUUUCCCUGAGUCAAAACCUGUCCUGGCAUUCUGCGUGGUAUCAUAUUUCAUAAUGAUGGGUAUCCUUACCUUGUACACAUCUUACAAGGAAAAAAAUACUUUUCUAGUUGCAAUUCAAAAAGAUCCAGUAGGCAUGGACCCUGGCCACGUCUGGCAGAUUUCUUCAAGUCUAAAAAGGUUUGAUGAUAACUACACACUCAGAAUUACUUUUACCGAUGGGAAAACAAGUCGGAAAAGGGACAUGGAGUUCACAGAGUCUAUUGCCAAGUUCUUCGAUGAGAACGGGGCAUUAGUGAAGGACCAGUUUGAAAAGAGAAUAUCGAAACUUCACGACACUCUGGCAGUGGACAAGAAAUCCAAGUAAACAACACACAGAAUAACUCGGCCCUUUGCGUUACUAUUUGUGAGCAUAGGCUGAAUCCUUGUCUGCUGUUCAAGUCUAAGUUGUGUUAUCUUCCAGGACUUCUGUAACAGUGGAACAUAAGUGGUACGCUUUUGCAUCGAGGGGGCGGGUGAGUCAGGCAGGGGAUUUCAAAUGUCUGCUGUACAUGUGCUGCUUCCUUCUUUGUUGGGUGUCUUACUAGUCAGUUUCAUUGGGAGAUGCGUCGUGGAGUAAUUUGGAGUGAAGUACUAUUGACUGUCUGCAGUAUGUACUAAAUGACAUUGUGUGCAUGCAGAAGAAUACUGUAGACCAGUGUUUCCCGGUCCACGUUUUUGCUCUCCCCCUGCUUCCAACACAUACAUAUUAUUCAGGGUUCUUGAUUGGCUGGGAGCUAGGAGGGAGCAAAAAUGUGGACUGCUGGGGGGUCCCGGAGGAAUGCGUCAGGGAACACUUAUGCUGCCUCAACCAACUUCCCUAGAAUGAUCAUUUCUGUGGCAGGUUUGUAAGAAUAUAGCAGUAUUCAGGCUACGAUAAAUUCCCAAUCUUAAUAAGAUAACCAUUUUGGAGUCCCCUCUUUUCCACUUUUCUUGAUAGGCUAUGUUUUUGUUGCCAUUUAUAAUAGGAAAUUUGGCCUAUAAACAUUUCAGUUUUCUUUUAUUGGGAUUUUUCUUUGCACAAGUUUCAGUUAAAUUAUUUUAGCUUUGGAGAGUUACAUUGUUUUUAUUUUUAAACUGCUACUUUUAGUCCAGUGUUGCGCAUAGAAGCACAGUUUACCAUUUUUAUUUAUACAUGUCAAAAGGUUUGAUGGACCAAAAAUGAAGGAUUGCAACCAAUUUGAAAUUGGUUUAAGUCUGGUGACGUCAUAGUUUACUACAUCUAUUACGUAGCUCAUAAUUUGCCUUAAUAUGACAGAUUUGUAGCUACAUUCCUUUUUCACCAUAGAUUGUGUUGUACUGAACUUAGCGUGUGUGUCUCGUUUACUGCAAUGGUACACUGUUUUGCUGUUAUUUUGAUUAGAGCUCAUGGCAUUUGAUUAAAAAAGGACAAAUCAAAAUCCAUAUGAAAAGGAAUGUGGCCAAACAGAUGUAUAUUUCAAAUAAAUGUUACUUAUGCAGACUUA
Molecule: messenger RNA, 1826 nt
Organism: Brienomyrus brachyistius
Lineage: Eukaryota; Metazoa; Chordata; Actinopteri; Osteoglossiformes; Mormyridae
Gene: spcs2
Product: signal peptidase complex subunit 2
Exons: 5
Coding region: 83-688 (201 amino acids)
Biological process (GO): protein targeting to ER
Cellular component (GO): signal peptidase complex; membrane
Source: RefSeq, a predicted model, not a curated record